AUGCCUUCUUACGUGCGCGAUAGCGAGAGGACCACCGAUCCAGCGAUUUAUGAAGCUGAUGGGGGCAGCCAGGAUAAUGUUUACGCGGAUACGUCUGGAAACACAUUCCCAGUUCAAGGACCCUCCCCUACGCCUUCAGAGCUGGAAAUUGAAUCUCGGGGGCGCAAGAAGACUCACCAGAGAUCAAUAACCGCCGUUCGAGUGGUCGAUAUGAUAGAUCCGGAAGGAAGCGACCCGCAGAUGGAUGAAGCCGUGAAGGGCGCGUGUCUCGACCAGUUGGCAGAGCAUCAAACUGAGGAGCAACAGUCAGGUCUCAUGACUACGAAAGAGCUGAGCAUGCUCGCUCUGGUAAACGAGUCGGGCAGCUCAAGUGAAAGUAGCUCGACUGUCAUUGCAUCACCGCGCGGGAGGAGAACAAGUCGAGCCAGGAGAGACAGAAAGACCCAGGUCUCACCGACCCUGAGAAUUAAUGCGAUGAACUUCCUAGACUCGGACUCGCCAGUAGUCACAGACGAAAGCAUAAGAAACUCGUUCCAAGGCUCAUCUGCCUUCCCGGCUUUACAUACAUCACCAUCCAGCAAAAGUACGAGUUCGUCGUAUUCGGGCAGCCUGUGCAGUAAUGGGUCUUCUGAAAAUACUGAUCAUGACACCGAUUGGGGCACAAGUCCUGAACAGAGUCCAGCAAAGAAGGGCACCGGUAUCCGCCCGAUUCCUCUGGACGGGCGGCACAAAAGCUACGGCACACCUGAAAUGCCACGAGGAAGUGCAAAUCUCCCACAUAUAUCGCCUGAAGCUUUGACAUCGCAUCCGGCAGGUCGUGCUCAAGUCCACCACGUCAAACAUCUUCCGAGGGCCGAGAGGCUACCUUUGACAGGAUACGAGCAACUCGCCUCCCAACUAGCAGGUCAAGCUUCUAAUCGUGCGGGACCAUGUCUGCGUCCCAUGUACAGGCGGUUCGAGACCCUCAAUCACCGUCUGCUGUUGCAUCUACAGGAUGAGCUGUGCGAGCUGGAGGAACAACUGCAUCGAUUGGACACUGCAGAUACCCAGACUCGGCGGCUACAGAACUGCAUCCUACCAGCAUCUCGCCGUGCCGAGGCUCUGUCUGGAGGUGAGCUUCAAUGGCACAAGACAGAUAUAUUGGGAAAGAUCGGCUUCAAGCUAGAACAGUACAACCGUGUUCUUUCGUCCCUCAAAUCGACAGAAUCUUUCACGAGGCCUACAAUGGCAGAUGUCCACGAGUAUCGCGGUUACCUGGCUACCCAUUCCCCCAUUGCAGAACCCGAAACCCGUUUCCUCGACACGAGCGAAGACCUCAUUUGCCUGGGCGAUCAAUCAGAAUCUGAUGGUGAUGAUGAAGACGCGGCCGCAACUCCCAUGCCCCGAAAAUACUCCAUCCUUUUUGCUCCCAAAACUCCCGCAGACUCUGCUGAGGCUGACUAUCUCGGAACGGACUUUCAGGAAGAUAACGUAAUCGCUCGUCCCUCGAUACCUAUCAACCUUGCCAUGGUGGUCGCUGUUGUAGUUCCGACCUUGACAUUCAGUGUGAUACCCGACUACAUAGGUCGGAUGGCUGUUGUACUCCUGGUCGGAACGGGUGUGCUGGGUGCACUUGUGCAAAGCCAGGCAGUUGGAACGCAUGCUACAACGGACUUCUGUAUCUGUGCCGGAGCGUACGGCGCCAUCAUGUCUCUGAUCGCAGGAGUCUACCGUUGA
Molecule: messenger RNA, 1716 nt
Organism: Truncatella angustata
Lineage: Eukaryota; Fungi; Ascomycota; Sordariomycetes; Amphisphaeriales; Sporocadaceae
Exons: 2
Coding region: 1-1716 (571 amino acids)
Source: RefSeq, a predicted model, not a curated record